Messenger RNA from Caenorhabditis sp. 36 PRJEB53466, 1289 nucleotides. The record is from the annotation of a GenBank genome assembly. NCBI's taxonomy places the organism in Eukaryota, Metazoa, Nematoda, Chromadorea, Rhabditida, Rhabditidae.
AUGCCAUCCGAUUUUGAUACCGAACGAACCGAUUCUCGACACCAUUUACUCACUUCUUACUGGCAGAAAUCGACGACAAAUCGUUCCGAAAUGCUCCGUCGUAUCAAGCGUUUUCUCGGAUUUUCGGUAAUCGCGUGUUCCGUUCUUUUAUUGCGAAUGAAAGCAAAAAACAUUUUUAGUCUCGCGGCACGUACUUUCCAAACAACGAGGUGUCCCCAGCGGAUGGAAGCUUGAUUUCGAAUGCGAGUCGCAAGUCGACAAAAUCGGAGAAGAAGGCUAAAAAAGACAAAAAGAAGAGCCCACUCGUCGAAGAUCACAAUCAAUCCGCCCCGGCUUUCUUUCACAGUUAGUCGUUCCCCACCGACUUUCAACAGUCAAAUCUGUUCCACUUUCAGUCUCCUCUCCACCGGCGGAAAUUGUGAUCGGCGGCGAAGAAUCUGUGGCUUGUUCCGCAUCCGAUCGACAGACUGUCAUCACCGAUUCGCUGCCAUACAGAGAUCCCAGCGACAGUGAGUCGCUUAACUUCGUUCUCUCUUCUUACCGUUUCUCUUUCCAGAAGUCUUCCUCGAUUCGCAACCUGUCCAGGGUCCGCCGAGCAGCAGUAGCACGCGCAGUUUGGCCGGAUCGUCAUCGAUGAAGUCGCGAAUGGAACUACUGACCGCUGACGGAGCAAAUGCGAUCACACGUGCUGGAUCGUCGGUCGAGUCGGUAUAUUCGACGGAUUACACCCAGGAAACGGUAUCAAAUGGCGAUUCGUUGCCAUUAAAGUUAGUGAAGAUUCAGGAUUCGCAGAAGACGAGCGAUGCGAAGAGUCGUGAGCUCCCGGUGGACUGCGAAAUGCCAGACGGAAAGACGAACGAUCCUCCACUCACCGCCUCUCCUUCCCCGUCUUCCGCUUCCGAAAUCUCAUCGAUGUGUGUCAAUUUGCCGACUAUGCAGCAGCUGCAAGAAGAGGAAUUGACGGGAGAACCGGAAGACAUCGCCGCCAUGAAAAAGGUUUGAAUGAGAUCUUUCGUGUGGAGCACAUAGGCAGUUUGCAGUUCAACGCUGAGCUCGACGGCCUUCUGAAGCACUCAGCGCCUCCGUUCCAAGUGUCGUCCGCCCGUUUGCCGCCGAUGCUGACGAAGGAGUUGCCGCCGCCGGCACCCGAAGAGGAGUCGCUGCUCAACGAGGAAGAGUUCGACCGUUCCGACUCGAAGGACAAUUCGGUGACCCGCAUCCUCAACGAAUCGCACGAAGCAACGAUGCGCAGUCCGGAAAACAAGCACCUCCGCAGCUACGGAUACUAA